CGCAGCGCCUCUGUCAGUGCACUCUGCUCCACAGAAUUAUGAUCUCCCAAAGAGCGGCUCCUGCGCUUCAACACUUGACACAUAAACAGAGCGCGCGCGGUCCUCAGUGAGCCACGGCUCGUGUCGUUCACUCCUCUUUCUUUACGGGUGUUUUUGCUUCUCUUUUUUACGCUGGAUUUCUCGUGUAAGAAUAUGUGCGUGGAGAGCGAUGGAUGCGAGAUUGAAGGCUGCAGCAGUUCGGACGAGGUGCACACGCUGUCUGGAAGCAUGAGCCCGGCGCUCAAAUCCAGCCCGGACCUGCACCCGUGCAAACCGGGACACAAGGUCCACGCUGCGCUCCUCCGGUGCCGCUCACCGGCUGCUGCUGCCGGGAUCCUUACCUUUGGGAACAUCCUCAAUUACAUGGACAGAUACACUGUGGCCGGCGUGGUGCAAGACAUCCAGAAGCACUUUGACAAGACAGACAGCGGGGUUGGCCUACUGCAAACAGUCUUCAUCUGCAGCUUCAUGGUGGCGGCUCCCAUCUUCGGUUACCUUGGCGACCGCUUCAACAGAAAGGUCAUCCUGAGCUGCGGCAUUUUCUUCUGGUCCAUUGUUACUCUACUGAGCUCGUUCAUCAGCAAAGAGUACUACUGGUUGUUCGUGCUGUCCAGAGGGUUGGUGGGCAUCGGUGAGUCCAGUUACUCCUCCAUCUCCCCCACCAUCAUCGGAGACCUGUUCACCAACAACAGUCGAACCAUGAUGCUAUCGGUCUUCUACUUGGCCAUUCCACUGGGGAGCGGACUCGGCUACAUCUUGGGCUCGAGUGCAAAAGUGGCAGCGGGAGACUGGCAUUGGGCGCUGCGGGUUUCGCCAAUGUUAGGGAUCACGGCAGGAACACUUAUCCUUGUAUUUGUCCCGGAGCCCAAGAGGGGGAGUGCCGACCAAAGGGGGGGCCGCAUUAGGACCCGGACCUCCUGGUGCUGUGACAUGAAGGCACUCGCAAAGAAUCGCAGUUAUGUUUUUUCGUCGCUCGCGUCUGCGGCAGUGUCCUUCGCCACAGGUGCUUUCGGUAUGUGGAUUCCUUCAUACCUAACCAGAGCCCAGGAAGUUCAAAAGACCGCGAUGCCGUGUGACAAGAACGAGAUCUGUAACAGCACAGACAGUAUGAUCUUUGGGGCCAUCACCUGCGUCACCGGUCUUCUGGGCGUGGUCAUCGGAGCCGCCACCACCCGCCUCUGUCGCCAGAAGACCGAGCGCGCCGACCCCCUGGUGUGCGCCGUCAGCAUGCUGGGGUCCGCCAUCUUCAUCUGCCUCAUCUUUGUGGUGGCCAAGAAGAGCAUCAUCGGCGCUUACGUGUGCAUCUUCAUUGGAGAAACACUGCUCUUCCUGAAUUGGGCCAUCACAGCUGACAUUUUAAUGUUUGUAGUCAUCCCGACACGGAGAGCAACAGCAGUGGCCUUCCAGGGCUUCAUCUCUCAUUUACUUGGAGACGCAGGGAGCCCGUAUCUCAUCGGACUGAUCUCCGACAGUCUUCAGGAGAGCUACGCGACGUCAACCCUGUGGAAGUUCCUGAGUCUGGGAUAUGCCCUCAUGCUCUGUCCCUUCAUCAUCGUCCUGGGGGGCAUGUUUUUCCUGGCCACAGCGCUGUUCUUUCUAGACGACCGGGAGAAAGCCGAGAAUCACCUGGCUCAGCUCACACAGCGGCCGUCCUCUGUCAAGGUGGGACAAUUUUGAAGAGCUUUCCGAUGGAGCCAAGGGGCAGCUUUUACCUCUUCAGUCCAUCCUCUUCCUCUUCCUUCGUCAUCGUUAUCAUCCAUUUUGGCUCUGUUUUGCAUAAGCUCUGAACUGGAAUGAGGGUGCGUCUGGCCCCUCCGAAAAAGACACAAAUCACAGAGUUUAAAUCUGUGACGGUCCACUGAACCUUCCAUGAGAGGAUGAAGGGUGGACUCCUCUUCCUCAGAUGCCAUACUACUGAAUGCUGGCCAUGAACCUGCCCUGUCUGUCUGCUUGUGUCUCUGUCUGCCUGUCUGUCUGCCUGUGUCUCUGUCUGCGUGUCUGUCUGGUAUAUUGGUCGUCUCUUUGCACCAAGUGCCAUAACAUUACAUUCCUAGUAACUUUGCACUGAUCACCAACAACCCUCAUUUUAUUCGUGGCUGUGAUUACAUGUGCGUGAGAAUGGAGAAGUACAAACUGUGUUGGGCUAAAAGCUGUUUUUGAUCAUUUGGUGUAAGAGUUAAAUUAUUUAGAGCUCGUCAAUCUGACAACAAAACAAAAUCCUUAUGUAGAUCAGUGGUGGAUGAAGUACUCAAUGUUGUUUCUUAAGCAAAAGUACAGAUACAGAGGUAAAAAGUUACUCAAGGAAAAGUAUCACAUGAACUUGUCACAUGUACUUUAAGAGUAAAAAGUAAACCUAUUCCACAAGUGAUAUUAAUGUGGUAAAAGUGCUAAAUGUAGUGAUAUUGAUUUAAAAAAUUAUACAUAUUUUGAUCAACACUAGUAAUACAAAUCAAUUUCUUAUUUUUUCUAGUGAAUUUUAUCUGGAUGUUACCACAAACAUGGUAAAAAUAGCCCUUCAAAUAAUAUGAAAAGUACUUUCUACUUUUCAGUCCAGUUCAAAAAUGUAGUGCAGUAGAAAGUACAGAUAUCUGCUCUCAAAUGUAGUGAAGUAAAUAUAAAAAGUGUAAGUAAAAUGUACAUAAGUAAGCUCCAGAUACCUAAAAAUUCAGCUUUUUAGAAUUUAGUACUUUACUUUACUACUUGUACUUUGUUACCUUCCAUCACUGAUAUAGACCGAUCACAGUUUUCAAUUAAAUAUAACUUACUAAAAACAAACAAAUUACAUGAACUAUACAUACUUUUAAUUAUUGUCAUUUAAUAUUAAAAAAAUCUAAUUUCUCCUUCCAAAGUCUGAAUUCUAAACCACAAAAGAUUUUACUGACAGAGGAUUUGCAGUAAACCUGAUCAUUGACGAUUAGAAAUUGUGACCUGGCAAAUUGCAAUAAAAUUUUUUGACAAUUCAAAAAUUCAGAAUCUCAAUCUUGAUUAAAAUUGUGUUAAAUACACUGCCCCAAGUUAAACGCAGAAAAUAUAUUGCAUAAAAGAAAUACUGUUAAUGCUGUUACGUCAACUUUCUUCCAACACACACUUUUUACCCCAAACAUUACUCAACGAAUUAGACAGUACCGAAGUAAUUCAUUGACAAAAGUACUUCAUAUCUCUAUAUUCUCAUUACAUGUAACCAUAGCCUAACUGAGCCAAAAAGUGUUACUGUCUCUUCAUUCAAGAACCAGCCUUAAUAUCAAACUGGAGCUUUCCCAUUGUUAACAUCAUGGCGUGCAUUUCAUUUGACCCAUCCUGUGUUUUUAUUACAAGCUUUUAGCACUUAAGUCAGUGCAUAGUGCCGGAGAAAGACAGAGACAAGACCAUUUAUGCACAUUAUGAAUUACUAUUAUUAUUCACAAGAUUGUUUUCCUGUUGUGUGAAUGCGUGUGAGAGAAAUGUUACGGCCUAUAGUUUCUGAAAGUUCAUGAUUUUGAAUAGAACACUGGAUAAUUCUAUGUUUUAUAAUUUAUGUUGUGUAUGAUUUUUCCACAGUUUAAGCUUCUUUUUUAUCAACAAAGCAGAACGAAAAAUAUCUCUUCCCCACACCACCUUAAAAGUGGACUUAGGACGUACGCCCACCGAGAGAGACACUUUAAUUACAGAUCCCAUCAAGGCCAUUGUUAAGUCUUACAAUUGUAUCUCAUUCCACCAUUCGAAGAAAAAAAAAACCUUUGAAAUCGUUUAGAAAUCAGAAUUGCAGACAGGAAGAGGAAAUCUAUUGGCCCGGGUUGCACUGAUGAGGAGUCCUUUCAUUGAUAGCAGAUAAGAGAGGAAUCCACCUUUGAAACCAGACCAGAAAAUCCACAAAAGUCCACAUAAUUACCUGCUUUAAAUACACGCCAGGAACAAACUCACAGAAAUCUUAGCGCUGUUAUCUUUGCUAUUGCAUCUAGAGCCCAAAAUCUGAAGACACAUGGAUAUUAUGUGAAUACGUGGGUGUAGUUUUUUCAUACGUUCAAAUCAAAGUGAAUCAGGGCGAGGUCUACAGGGGUGCAAAAGGGAGCAUUUAUGAAGGUUUGCACGCUCAUUUAAGGUGGGAUGAUUAAUGACACCCACUUUGCACCUCUUUGAAACUCAAACGCACCCUCGGUCAGUUUGGUCUGAAGUGAACGCAUUACGGAGCGGUGUAGGAGGUUAAGCAUGUCGCCUAACCAGAGGAUUGUGUCUUCAGUCUCCAGAAUAUGCCGUCCUUCCUUAAGCAAGACACCCACAAUGCAUUGGCAAAUCACAUUCACAUUUGACAGAUAUGGUAUUUUCUUGACUCACUGGAUUCACUGGAUUUCUUUUUAAUGCACCCACUCCCCCUAUUGGUCAUCCUCUGCAAGACUUUGAAUGAGUGACAGGUGGAUUUAACCAAUCACAGUGAAGCAUCAAAUAUCUAUAGUUACCUCUUAAAACGAAUCUAUUUGAGCGCAAGAAUUCAAAUUGCGAUCUGGCAGACUGCAGUAAUAUUUUUUUCUACAUUUCUUCUAGUUUUGAAGAACUUCAAAGCAUGACAAACUCGUUCAACUUUCAAACUUUUUAAAAAACCUUGAGGCUAAUAGGUGAGUCAUCCGUUAAAAAAUACAUAUAAAAGACUCUUUACAGAUAAAAAGCACUUGCGGUGGGUCGAAGCUGCAGCGACCUUAAAAAUAAACAGAGAUUCGUGUUGCGUUGAUGUAAGAGCCUGAGUCACCAACUGUCUGAGUGGGCUACGUCCUUGUUGCCACAUAUUUAGCUUUAGCUUAACUGAAUGUGAUAGCGUCCAACCCGGUAAACUUCUUAAGCUUCUUACUUUAUGAACUUGUUUUUUUUUAUGUUACCAAAUGAGUUUUAUAACUACAAUAGAGAUCUAUAUAUAUCUAUAUAAUGCAGCCACUUUAAUAUAUUGUAAAUGAUGGCUUUGAUGCAAUGUAUUUAUUUGUUAUGAAGAAAACGUGUAAAGGGAAGUUUCAGAUUUUUUCAGUAUGAAUGCCUGUAUCACAACACAAUACCUUUCAAAUCAAUAUCCAACCUAUUUACUGUGAUCAUGAAUGCCAUUUUACACACAAACUUAUAUGAAGAGAGAUACUAGACGGUGUUAUUGUAGCUCUUAUGCAUGUUUUCAACCAUUUUGCACAUGUUCAUUUCAGGGAUUUAUUUGAAGCAUAGCAUUAAUGUCACAUCGAUUCAUGCUCACAGUAAGACGUAGGUGCAUAUUCUUGAUUAUUCAUAAUACUGUGCACGGAAAAGGCUACUGCUUUUCUGUCUUAUUCUAAAUUUGUGAAAUGUACCUAUAAUGUCAUAAGAAGGGACAUCGAAAUAAGUGUCACUCUGCCAAAUUAAGUUGAUUUGAAAACCUGUCCAUUGCUUAGGUCAUUUUGGUAAGGCUUUAUAAUAACAACACUUUGAAUAGUGUUAAUAAAGCAUGAACAAAGAUUUAAUACAUAUGAAGUAGUUCAUUAACAACGAUCCAGGCUUCGUAAAUACUUUUCUAAUUAAUACUCCCCUUCAUUUGUAGUUAGUUCAUAAGCCUGAAUCAUUCUCAAUACACAUUACUUCAUUAUGAUUUAAGUCUUUGUUCCUGCUUAAUUAGAGCUAAUUAAAGUAUCAUUAUUGUAAAGUAUUGCCAUAAUUUUGUCUUCUUCAUCACUACUAUGGUGAUGUACCGAGAAUGUGCUUUUUCUUGUCAUACAAGAAUCCUGUAUAAAUAGACCUAUUUCUGAUGUUGAGCAGAAAACAAAGGUUAUUUUAUUUUUAGAGGAAGUACAUGAAAUACAUGACACCUGUUUGAGGAAAAAAUCUACAGAUAAUGUUUAGAAUUGAACUGUGACGCUCCCUUGGAGGGCUGAUAGACAAGUGUAUAUGUCUGUAAAUCAAAUAAACCUAUUUAAUCACUUCAUACCUCUA
Molecule: messenger RNA, 5952 nt
Organism: Periophthalmus magnuspinnatus
Lineage: Eukaryota; Metazoa; Chordata; Actinopteri; Gobiiformes; Gobiidae
Gene: spns2
Product: SPNS lysolipid transporter 2, sphingosine-1-phosphate
Exons: 13
Coding region: 193-1716 (507 amino acids)
Biological process (GO): transmembrane transport; lipid transport; sphingosine-1-phosphate receptor signaling pathway
Cellular component (GO): membrane
Molecular function (GO): transmembrane transporter activity; sphingolipid intramembrane carrier activity
Source: RefSeq, a predicted model, not a curated record